This is a messenger RNA of Sclerotinia sclerotiorum 1980 UF-70, 129 nucleotides long. RefSeq lists its product with no specific name. Bases 1 to 129 code for a protein of 42 amino acids. NCBI's taxonomy places the organism in Eukaryota, Fungi, Ascomycota, Leotiomycetes, Helotiales, Sclerotiniaceae. The transcript has a single exon. The record is from RefSeq and is a predicted model, not a curated record.
AUGUCGAUAUCGUUGGAACUAGUUCUUGGGACUGUUGUUGAGCCAAGUGAAAAACGGUGCAAUCCUUUCACGUUCUCUCCAAAAUCUCAGUGGUGGAGCAACAUCCGCGAUAUGGGAAGCGAUAAUUAA